AUGUAUACAGAAAUACGUCGUUGCAUGGCCGUCGAUUUCCCAGACGAUUUUGGCCCUGAAGUUCUUACUGAGCCCACGAAAUCACUUAAAGAGAUGAGUGAGGAAGAAUAUGAAGCUUUCAAGAGACAACGCGAUACUGAACGAUCUCAGACCAAGAAGGUUACGACAGAGUGAAAGAGAAGAUAAGAAACGUCAGGCAAGAUUUCUGCGCAGCAAUAAACAAGGGAACAAGAAGCGGUAGUGGGAAAAUUGUGCAAGAAAAUUUUGAGCUGUUGUCUGAAAUAUGGGGUGGCUCGCCCGCUUCAACGUCCUUGUCCUUUGGAAUUGAUGCAGAUUUAUUAGGAACAGACAAAAGUUUGGAAAUGGAUGUUGAAAGCCCUGAAGGUAUUUAUUUCAGCCUUGCUUUAUUGAACUUUUUCAACUAGGAAGAACGAUUGACCCGUUCCCCCUCCCUUGUUGAGGACUUGCCUUUUCGUCUUAACCCUGAAGAAUUCAAUAAAAUUGAAUUCCUCCUGAAGACUCCCACAGAUUAUGGAAAUACCACUUGAGAAUUUCAGAAGAAGGUGAGUUUCAUUAUAAAAAUUGUAUGAAUUCAAUCACAAUUUUGUUAAAAAUUCAAGUUUCACCCCAAAGAAUUCCCAUUUUCUUUCUCUACCCAUAGGAAAUCCCUGUUUUGAUGAGUAAUUUGCUGCUGAUUAUGAAUGGGGCUGAAGGGGGUAAAAAAGAAAUCAUGCUUCUUUCAGUUGUUUAUUUUUUGAAAGGAAUAGAAAUGAUAUUUUUAAAACCACAAAACUAUUUUACAUCCUGUUUAACUUCUGUCUAAUUAUGUAUAAAAACAUAUUGGUUUCAGAGUCAUCAACUCCAGAUUCACCUAAUACUGCCAUUGAAGGUCAGACCAAAGAAACGUUUGAACCAUCAACUGAUCAGAAACCUAAAGGUGUUGCUGUCUCCAACAUCCCAAAGUUAGUUGACAAUAAGAGAAGGCACAUGGAGAAAACCCUAUCCCAGGCACAACGAGACCAGCUGUUGAUGAAUACUGCCAAAGAAGAGCUUCUUAUGAAGAGUGAAAUGGUGAAGUCUUUUGAGCAAUAA
Molecule: messenger RNA, 1092 nt
Organism: Porites evermanni
Lineage: Eukaryota; Metazoa; Cnidaria; Anthozoa; Scleractinia; Poritidae
Source: the annotation of a GenBank genome assembly